UCUAAAUUCAUAAAUUUCAAUUUGUGUUGUUACCAUUUGUAGUAUAAAACUCGUAUUGAACUUGUAGCAAAUUUUAAACAGAUAAAAUGCGUUUAAAUUUUCUCAAGAGCGGAGAUAGCAAUAUAUCCGGCUUUAUUUGAUCAACAAUGGAGUCGAAACGUUAUCGGAUGCUUUGAAACGUGAUGUAACUGGAUGUACAUACAUACAUAUGUAACGUUAUGUGUAUAACAUCGGAGCUUAUUGACACCGGCAUUGAAACACUGCUAGUGUCUAUGUCUGAUCGGUCUGAUCGGUCUGAUCGUCAUGAACGUUGUUUAUAUCUGAUCGUUUGACAGUCGUUUAAAGUUUAGCGUGAUGUGCAAAAUGGAUUAUUUUUUAUGAGCAUGAGAAACGCAGUUUUCACUGAUCGUAUAAGGUUUCCGAAGUAAACGAGAAUGAAACUACAUCGUGAUUUCGAUGCGUUGCAACGUGGAAGUGCGCUAGCUUAAUUAUACGUUUCGAAUGUUUUCCUCUAUCAUCUUUAAGUGCGAAACUCUACGGGACACUUCGCGGUAUAAUGGCAGCUCAUAAGACAGGCGGGCAAAGUGCCCGAAAGAAAGUACAGGUGUCUAUGGUUAUAAGAGAUGAAGUGGAAAAAAGACAUAGAGCUGGAGUUAAUUCCUUACAAUACGAUCCAGCUUUGCAUAGGCUUUAUUCUGCAGGUAGAGAUAGUAUUAUAAGGAUAUGGAAUUGUAAAAACAUGAAGGAUCCGUAUAUCCAAUCGAUGGAGCAUCAUACAGAUUGGGUCAACGAUAUAGUAUUAUGUUGUGGUGGUAAAAAUUUGAUAUCAGCUAGUUCUGACACAACGGUAAAAGUAUGGAAUGCCCAUAAAGGUUUCUGCAUGUCCACGUUAAGGACGCAUAAAGAUUAUGUAAAAGCAUUAGCAUAUGCUAAAGAUAGAGAGCAAGUUGCUAGUGCAGGCUUAGAUAAAUCAAUCUUUUUAUGGGAUGUGAACACGUUAACUGCUCUUACAGCAAGCAACAAUACAGUAACAACAUCUUCUCUUAGUGGAAAUAAAGACUCUAUAUAUAGCCUUGCCAUGAACCAGACUGGAACAAUUAUAGUAAGCGGUAGUACAGAAAAAGUUUUAAGAGUAUGGGAUCCAAGAUAUUGUACUAAACUAAUGAAACUUCGUGGUCACAUGGAUAACAUUAAAGCAUUAGUAUUAAAUAGAGAUGGUACUCAAUGUUUGUCUGCUAGUUCAGAUGGAACGAUUAAACUUUGGUCAUUAGGACAACAAAGAUGUAUUCAGACUUAUAGAGUACAUAAAGAAGGUGUUUGGGCUUUGCUGGCAACUGAAACCUUCAGUCAUGUGAUAUCAGGAGGUAGAGACAAAAGAGUUGUAAUGACUGAAUUAUCCUGUUAUCCUGAAAGGUAUACUGUCAUAUGCGAAGAAAAAGCACCUGUACUAAAAAUGGCAAUGACACCUGAUCAGUCCAGCAUCUGGGUGGCAACUAGUGAAUCUACUAUAAAUAAUUGGUCUAUAAGCCAAAAGGAUUGGCAAGAAUUAGGAAUUGAAGAUUACUGUGACUCUGCUAGUGGGGUAACAUCAAAUGUGCGAAAUACAGAACCUGCACAAAAGAUAUUAGGAGGACCCGCAAUUCGGCAUUGUCAUGUUUUAAAUGAUCGAAGACACGUUUUAACAAAAGAUACCGAAGAAAAUGUAGCUUUGUAUGAUGUAUUAAAGGCGCGUAAAGUUGAAGAUCUUGGAAAAGUAGAUUUUGAGCAAGAGAUAAAAAAAAGAAAUAAAAUGGUAUAUGUUCCAAAUUGGUUUAGCGUAGAUCUUAAAACUGGGAUGUUGACCAUUCAUUUAGGACAAGAUGAAAAUGAUUGCUUUUCUGCAUGGGUUUCUGCAAAAGAAACUGGUCUUGCAGAAAAUGAAGCGGUUGAUCAGAAAGUGAAUUAUGGAAAUCUUUUAUUACAAGCUUUACUUGAACAUUGGUGGAGACCACUGCAUGCUGAUGAUGAAAAUGAAGGUAAUAGCAAUGAUGGUAAUGGUUCUAUACACACAAGGGGAGGAAAUCCAUAUUUUUCAGUACCUACUCAUACGCCUGUUAUAUUUAGUGAAGUAGGAGGAAGACCUUUAUACAGAUUAUUAGUUAGAGAUGCUGCAGGAGAAAUGGAGGGUGUUCUCCUAAAUGAAACAGUACCAGCCUGGGUAGUUAAUAUUGUUGUGGACAAAAAUCUUCCACAAUUUACUAAAAUAUCUUUUUAUCUUCUUCCACAUGCCACAUCUGGUGUAAAAAGUCUUAAAAAGGAUCGCUUGAUUGCAAACGAUUUUAUACAAAUUCGUAAAGUAGCCGAACAUGUUUGCGAUAAAGUGCUUGGUGCAGGAAGCGAUUCGGGAUCAGUGGCUGGUGCUGGAAAUACUGUUUCUGGAGGUUCCCCAGCGGGAGAUAGAACAAAUACAGAUUCAAACGCUGAUAAUUCUUCGCUGGCCGAAGAAAAAGUAGAACUAUUAUGUAACGAUCAAGUUCUAGAUCCUUCCAUGGAUUUAAGAACGGUCAGACAUUUUAUCUGGAAAAGUUCGGCGGACUUAACACUACAUUAUCGGCCAGUAAAAUAGUUAGGGCUUAGUACAUCAGAACAGGGAUCUCUAAAAUGUGCUUGGUUUUUUACUAUCGUAAAAAUAACAGGAGAUAUGUGGACUAAUUGCAGAAUAUGGCACCUUGCGCUAUCUCCUUUUCAUGAAAUGUUCAAUCGAUUUUCGAUGGGUGUUUCAUUAGAAGCUGUAACUGAGGACGAAUAAAAACCAGGUUACAUACAAAGUAUUUAAAAGUGAAUGUGUUUAAAGGCAAUAAUGUGUGGAAGUAUUAGCAUAAAUUGUUCGUGUUUGUAUAUAUCCUGAGGCCAAAAUCAACCUUACAACAUAAAAUAGUAAUUUCAUUUAGUCUGCUUUCAGAUACGUGUGUUUUUUGUAUUUAGGUAUAGAGUAUUAAAUGCUUACUGUCAGCCAUUUAUAGUCUUCCCACUUCGAAAGUACCAACGAAAAAAGUUAAGUACAAAAUGCUGCAUGGUCCAGGAAAUUAUUAAGUAUCAUCUUUAAAUGCCAUGUUCACAUUAUGCUUCUCAAAGCUUCUGUGUUAAUUCUACUUAGUUUUAUUUUAUAAUUUAUAAGUAGUACCAUUUAACUAACUGGUCGUGUAUUCAUUGAACAAAUGAAAUCUGAUAUGUAUGAAUAGCUUUCCACACAUCUGCCUUGUUAUCUUAAAGAAUGGAAGUUAUUAAAGGGAAAAGGGAAAAGGGAAAUGUCAAUUUACUACUAAUCAAAUAAUAAUUGAGCAGCCAAAUUAACAAUUGAAUAUUUCCUAUUGAUCGUAUGGGAAAUAACCAUUAUAUUUGUCUUCGAUGUAAUAAGAUCAAAUUCUGCCUUUAGUAAACUUGCAUUGAUUAAAUUUAUAUUUAUUCGAUAACAUCGACAGAAUUUGGUCUUAAGAGACAAGUUCAACACAUAAAAAAAUAUGUAGUUAAUCGUACUUUAAAUAUUCACCCUCCUAGAAUUCUACAAGUUGUACAUAUAAAUGAGACUGUAAGUAACGUCCCCUGGUUAUGGUGAUGGGCUGUAUAAAUAAAAUUGAAACAAAUAUUGUAUCAAAAACUAAAGCCUUUACGCCAAUUCUAUGAAUUUGGGAUAAAAGCUUGACUUUUCUAAAACAAAGAGAGUAUACUGUUCUUUAUUGAUACGGCCCU
This is a messenger RNA of Osmia bicornis bicornis, 3729 nucleotides long. Its product is annotated as WD repeat-containing protein 48. The record is from RefSeq and is a predicted model, not a curated record. The transcript has 12 exons. Lineage: Eukaryota; Metazoa; Arthropoda; Insecta; Hymenoptera; Megachilidae. Gene Ontology annotation, biological process: protein deubiquitination; double-strand break repair via homologous recombination. Gene Ontology annotation, molecular function: ubiquitin binding. The coding region runs from base 557 to 2605 and encodes 682 amino acids.